UGUUCGCUGCCAAAAGGGGCAGACGAGUGAUGUGAAAAUUGUCAAAUAUUUUGUGCGAGGUGGUGUUCCGCGGUGAACUUGAUAGUGAUCCAAAAGAUCGUCGCGAUGUCCAGUACCCUGGAGAAUAAGAUUCUAAAUUUGCAAGAACGUCUCAGAGCGGAAAAUGAAUCGAGGGACAGAGACAGACAGAGUGGCGAGGUUGGACUAGGAACGGGCAUUCAAUCGUCAUCCACGGGAACUGUCUCAAGCCCUGCCUCUCGACCUCCAAUUCCAACAUUAAAAGUCUCACAAAUACCUCCAAAGAAGCAAGACAGUGAGUUUGAAUCAAAGCUACAAGAAAUAAUGAAAAUGAAUGGUAUUUUGAACAUCAAUGGACAAAGGUAUCAAACUGAAAUGAAAGAUUUAGAACACCUGGGUGAAUUAGGAAAUGGGACCUGUGGACAUGUUGUUAAAAUGAGGCAUAAACCUAGUGGUGUACUCAUUGCGGUAAAACAAAUGCGACGUUCUGGUAAUGCAGAAGAGAAUAAGAGGAUAAUUAUGGAUCUUGAUGUUGUAUUAAAAUCACAUGAUUGUCCAUAUAUUGUGCAAUGUUUGGGAUGUUUCAUCACAGAGUCUGAUGUAUGGAUUUGUAUGGAAUUAAUGGCAACUUGUUUGGACAAAUUAUUGAAGAGAACUAGACAAGCAAUGCCAGAAGAAUUUUUAGGAAAAGUUACAGUAGCAACAGUAAAAGCAUUAUCAUACCUAAAAGAAAAACAUGGUGUAAUUCAUAGAGAUGUGAAGCCUAGCAAUAUUCUUCUUGACGAAAGGGGAGGAGUAAAAUUAUGUGAUUUUGGUAUAUCUGGCAGACUAGUUGAUAGUAAAGCAAAAACUAGAAGUGCAGGAUGUGCUGCAUACAUGGCUCCUGAAAGAAUAGAUCCUCCAGAUCCAACAAAACCAGAUUACGAUAUUAGGGCAGAUGUAUGGAGUUUGGGUAUUACUUUAGUAGAAUUAGCUACAGGAGUAUUCCCUUAUCGAGACUGUAAGACUGACUUCGAGGUACUAAGCAGAGUAGUACAAGAUGAUCCUCCAUCCCUUCCACCAGAUGCACCUUUUUCAAAAGAAUUUAGGAGCUUUGUGAGUUGCUGCCUUACAAAAAAUUAUAAACAUCGUCCGAAAUAUCACAAGCUCAUGGAGCAUUCUUUCAUUCGAAAAUAUGAUGUGUCUCAAGACGAAGAAACAAACUCCUCAGUCUUAAAUUCUGGUUGCCAAUGGUUUGGCAGAGUUAUGCGACAAUUGGAACCAAGAUUGCCAGGCUGGCAGCAGCGAGUUACGGGUCAUGUAUCUCUAAAGCAAACAGCUCAUCUCAGGGCUCAAUCUGAAGUACCAGCUUUCUUACGAAGCAAUGUCACCAAAGACUCACAGAACUCCGGUUUUCUGCCAUUUCAUCAACGAUCAAAUAGUGAGAAUGGUGCGAACUAUGUAUCUUAUAGUCCAUACGCGCUUAGACGAAAGGAAAUUUCCAGGCCGUUUUCUCCUCCUUCGUCCAGUGAUGUCGACACAUCGGAAACGAAUUGUCAACGAUCGUAUUCACCGUAUAGACAUGUCGAACAAAACAGAGACUAUAGCACGAAUCACUAUCCUACCAAUGGACAAGGUAGACAAGAAGCAAGACCGUUCUCUCCUUAUAGACAGGAUGUUAAUUCGAUAGAUGCAAGCAACAGACUCUAUUCACCGUACCAUGGACGCUUCACGGAAGAUCGGGACACUAGCAAAGAACGAUUGCAAGGUGCUCCCAGAUCAUUGAGUCCAUUUACUCGUGACUAUUCACCCUGGAGGCGAGAAAACGUCGAUCCUCCGAACGUAGUACAACCGACAGAAAGUGGUCGAUACUCGCCAUUUCUACAACAACGACUAGGACAAAUUCCACCUGUGCCUCAGACUCAUCCGCAGUCGCAAGAUAUUUAUGGUAGCCCCAUGAUUAGUCGUAAAAGGUUUCCUUCUGAGCCACCUCCGCAAGGAUCUCAUGGUUCUACCAGUCCCGAAUUAUUAAUUUCCCGUUUCGCACACCAGAUGAAGCAAGAUUCUCCUUCCAUUAUGCCACCAACUCAGGGAGGAUCAAAGGAAUCCGCUAAGAAACGUUUUGCAUCUUACGUUCGUCUAAGGCUCGGCAGUGAACGUGCACCUUCGCCGGAACCACCGCCAAGAUUUAGUCGCGGUGAAUCUCCGCUUGCUCUUAGAAGAAAUUUAGUUGAUCAGGCGUCUCCUUCUUUUGCACGAAGAUAUAUUUCAUCUUCACCGCCUCAACCUCCUCCAAGGAGAUUAUCGGAGAGUAAUUCCGUGCCUGGUAGUCCUCAGCAUGUACGAGCUCGUCUGCGUUACACCCCCGAACCUCAGAGAAGACCUCCGCCACCAUAACCCACCGUUACGAUUAAAUCAUAUUCCUUGUUGGUGCCAUAUGCGUUAAAAUUAACUGAAUUCAUCAUAUGUACCACGUAGAAUGGUGUCGUAAUCAACGAUGAUCGUGCAC
Molecule: messenger RNA, 2506 nt
Organism: Dufourea novaeangliae
Lineage: Eukaryota; Metazoa; Arthropoda; Insecta; Hymenoptera; Halictidae
Product: dual specificity mitogen-activated protein kinase kinase 7-like
Exons: 8
Coding region: 106-2394 (762 amino acids)
Biological process (GO): protein phosphorylation
Molecular function (GO): protein kinase activity; ATP binding
Source: RefSeq, a predicted model, not a curated record